Folsomia candida is the source of this 3126-nucleotide messenger RNA. RefSeq names its product insulin-degrading enzyme. The coding region runs from base 44 to 3070 and encodes 1008 amino acids. The transcript is spliced from 20 exons. NCBI's taxonomy places the organism in Eukaryota, Metazoa, Arthropoda, Collembola, Entomobryomorpha, Isotomidae. Gene Ontology annotation, molecular function: metal ion binding. The record is from RefSeq and is a predicted model, not a curated record.
AUAAAGGCCUGCGCCUUCAGUAUUUUAUUAGCCACUACCAAACAUGGACAUCAAACUCAUUAUCUGCAGUCGGACCCUUCUGGCUCUUCUGCUUUACAUCUCAAAUGCCUUUGCGGAACAAGGCAACGGUACGAACGACAUUUAUGGUCGCACUUAUAAAGGCCUCGUGCUGGAAAAUGGAUUAAAAGUUAUUCUUGUGAGCGAUCCGAGUACAACGUUUGAAGCAGCAUCAUUGAAUGUUGCAGUUGGAGCAAUGAGCGACCCCAAAGAGCUGCAAGGCCUAGCACAUUUAUUAGAGCACGUAAUUCUGGUCAGAGGAAACAUGAAAUAUCCAGAGCCGGACGAAUUUGCAAACUAUGUUCACCUUAAUGGAGGAUAUAGAGGUGCAUCGACUUACAUGGAUUAUGCAAGAUAUUUUUUUUCCGUGUACCCAAAUGCGUUAGAGGGCUCUUUAGAUCGUCUAUUUCACACGGUUCACUCCCCACUUCUGUCAGAAUCUUCAAUAAAGGCGGAGAUUGAUCUUGUUAGUUCUGAAAACGCAAUUUAUGCAUCACAAGAUGUUCGCAGGCUUGUACGGCUUGAUCAGUACACAUCCCGGGAGGGACACCCUUUUAACACAUUUGGAACCGGAAGUAGAGAUUCUUUAUGGGAUAAACCGAGAGAAUUAGGUCUCGAUCUUAGAAAUGAGACGGUCCAAUUCUACAAAAAAUAUUAUUCCGCAAAUUUGAUGACCCUGGCUGUAGUUGGGAAAGAUAACUUGACUACUCUCGAAGAUAUUGUAACUCGUAUUUUUAGACCAUUAGAAAAUAGGAAUGCAACCCUACCAAGCUUUGGUCCACCCUAUGGACCAUCUGAGCUUGGCGUUAAAAUUGAGAUGGUUGCCAAAGGGCAAAUGAAACGAUUGUCUAUGGUUUUUCCAAUUCCUGCUAUGGACAAGAAUGUUUUUGAAAUCUACAUUGCAAAUGUCGUAACGCAAGGAGGAAAUCAUUCACUGCUCUCCUUCUUAAGGUUGGAAGGCCUCAUAACCUCAAGUUCUGCUGAAGUUAAUAAGAAAUGCCGGGGACAUUUUGUGUUUCAAGUUAUCCUGGAUCUCACAGAUUUAGGAGUUUUGAGACACGAAGAAGUAGCCGUGAAAGUCUUCCAGUUCUUUAACCUACUGCGCAACCACCCUCCCCAAAAAUGGUUUUGGGACGAGGUGGAAGAAAUUAAGAAUUAUACCACAAAAUACCAGACAAAGGUUGAGGCUGUUGAACUUGCAGCUUUACUGGGAAAAUCUAUGAUCGAAAGUACCCCGGACGACGUUGUUGAGGAAUAUCUGAGUCCAAAGAGAACUCAGUUCAAUGCCACACAAAUUGUAGAAUCCCUUGAGUGGAUAAGGCCGGGAAACAUGAGGCUGUUCUUCGUGUCCAACUCCAUUAAAAAUGCUUCCAGCACAGAGCCCCACUACCAAUUUAAAUACAAUUCGGGACCAUUUGAAUCAAAGUUUUUGACGGCAAUGAAAACAAUCGAAGUACACCCAAAUAUCAUCUUUCCCACGAGAAACAUUUUUGUACCAAAGGAUUUUGCGAUGAAACAGAAUGUAUCCGAUUCCGUAUUCGAAUCUACAAAUUUCUCAAGCAUGUGGAUUUACACGAAUGAUGAAAAUAAUUCACCAAAAGUGGAUGUUAGGAUCGAGCUUUUCAGUACUUACACUCCGUACGUCACUCCACAAGAUAUUGGUAUGAAUUCCAUUCUCGCCGUUCUCCUGAAGACAAGACUUCUUCCCAUGGGUCUUAAAGCUAUUGCGGCCGGGACAUCGAUCAAAAUUUCCAAUGAUGAUUCUGGUUUGAAGAUUAGAGUAGAAGGAUAUACUGAUGGGUUUACCCUAAUCGUCACUGAAUUAAUGCACACAAUUUAUUCCUUAUCGUUUACAAGAUAUGAUUUUGACAUUGCCAAAAAAACUUACGUAUCGUCAAUCAAAGAGAACCUUAAUGCGGAACCAUGUACCCUGGCGAACACGGGCAUAUUAUUGGCGGAAACGUAUUUCGAGCAGGAUAUGAUACUUUACGCUUUGAAUGAUCUUUCUCUAGAAGACUUCGAAUUAUUUUACCGUAGGUUCGUCUCACGACCAAGUCUAUAUUGGAGAUUUUUCGGCGGCAUACAAAAAUGGGAGGCAAUUGCCUUGGUUCAAACAAGUGAAGCACUCCUCCUAAAGCGAGGAAGCCGACCGGGACAAUCUUUUAAGCAAUCAAUAGAAAAAAGGGUUGUGGAAAUUCCAAGGGGAACCAGUUGGCUGUAUAGAAUAAGCAGCGAAAUACAUUCCAGUUCUUGUACGAAAGUGGUCUUCCAAGCUGGAAGUAAAACAAAGGACCAGGGAGAUAAAUUAGCUUUACUUUCGGAUCUUAUGCACCACCCGCUUAAUGUUCAACUAUAUACGAAGGAACGGCUCGGUUAUCUUGUGGGAAUAGUUGACACAUCCAUCACUUUACAACUUUAUGUCCAGGGUGAGCGAGAUACUAAAUUUAUGGAGAGAAGAAUUAACAAUUUUCUGCACAAAUUCCGGGUACGUGAAACUUUCUCAUACAGAUUCUCACCUUAUAUGUUGGAUCAAUGCCAUUUUUGCAAACAUGUGAAUCAGGGAAUGCUGAAAAACAUGACACAAGAGGAACUUGAUCUAAGGAUGCUUACACUGAUGGAAAGAUUUAUUAUUAUUGGGAAUGAAACUAAAAUUGAUGAACUGCAAAAGUUUUAUGACGAAUUAAUCGGAUUCACCCCAGGAGAGUACAGGAGACUUUCGAUUCACGUUAGCCCAGAAGUUCCUAGUGCGACCGAGGAAGUUGAAAAUAUCCCUGCGGAUGAGACACCAGCACAAGCUAACGUUGCCAACAUAACCAAGUUUGGAUCAAUGACAAAAGCCAAUCAAACCGUCACAACAGAACUCGAAGUACAAGUAGAUAAAGGAUUAUCCAUUGCGGAUUUGACUAAUGGAAUACCCACUGAUGAAAUCCUCGUAAUUGGUCUUAACCAGACAACGGUGGAAAUAAUUUCCCUAGCGUCAUGGAACCUGGAUUGUUAUCUACGUCCGGUUUAAUACUUUAUAUCAGAUAAUUAAGCAAUUAAGGAAUAAAGCAAUGUUUAAAAAACUAA